AUGGGGGCCGCAGCGUCGUCCCUCCUGCCCCUGCGCUGCGGUGCACAGUGCUGGGAAACUGCCCCUGCCAGGCAGCAGCUUGAUACCCUGGGGCCCUUCGUUGCAGACUCCCUGGCGUCAGGCGACGACGAUGAGGACGGCGACGGGGACGUCCCUCUGGGGGAUUCGCGCGAGGAGCUCCAGCACGUCCGCAGAGCGCCCUACUGGACGCACCCCCACCGCAUGGACAAGAAGCUGUACGCGGUGCCCGCGGGCAACACCGUCAAGUUUCGCUGCCCGGCGUCGGGGAGCCCCAGCCCCGGCAUCCGCUGGCUGAAGAAUGGGCACGAGUUUCGGGGAGAGCAUCGCAUCGGCGGCAUCCGGCUGCGGCACCAGCACUGGAGCCUGGUCAUGGAGAGCGUGGUGCCCUCCGACCGCGGCAACUACACCUGCCUGGUGGAGAACAAGUUCGGCAGGAUCCGCUACAGCUACCUGCUGGACGUGCUGGAGCGGUCCCCGCACAGGCCCAUCCUGCAGGCCGGGCUGCCGGCCAACACCACGGCCCAGGCUGGCAGCGACGUGGAGUUCUUCUGCAAGGUGUACAGCGACGCGCAGCCCCACAUCCAGUGGCUCAAGCACAUCAAGCUGAACGGCAGCAGCUACGGCCCCGACGGCAUCCCCUACGUCCAAGUGCUCAAGACUGCCGACAUCAACAGCUCGGGGAUCGAGGUGCUGUAUCUGCGCAACGUCUCCAUGGAGGACGCCGGCGAGUACACCUGCCUGGCCGGGAACUCCAUUGGCCUGUCCCACCAGUCGGCCUGGCUCACCGUGCUCCCAGAGGAGGAGUGGGCCUGGGAGGUGGAGGCCCCGGAGGUCAAGUCCACCGACAUCAUCAUCUACACGUCCGGCUCCCUGGCCGUCGUCAUGGCGGCUGUCAUCAUGGUCCUGUGCCGGAUGCAGACGCGGCCGAGCAAGCAGCCCCUGGAGCCCGUGCCCGUCCACAAGCUCUCCAAGUUCCCGCUCAUGAGGCAGUUCUCGCUGGACUCGAGCUCCUCGGGGAAGUCCAGCACAUCCUUGAUGCGUGUCACCCGCCUGUCGUCCAGCUGCACCCCGAUGCUGACCGGCGUCCUGGAGCUCGAGCUGCCCCUGGACUCCAUGUGGGAGUUCCCCCGUGACAAGCUGGCACUCAGCAAGCCCCUGGGGGAAGGCUGCUUCGGGCAGGUGGUGCGGGCAGAGGCCUACGGCAUCGACCGUGACCAGCCCGAGAGAGCAGUCACGGUGGCCGUCAAGAUGCUCAAAGACAGCGCCACGGACAAGGACUUGGCCGACCUGAUCUCAGAGAUGGAGAUGAUGAAGCUGAUGGACAAACACAAGAACAUCAUCAACCUGCUGGGGGUCUGCACGCAGGACGGGCCACUGUAUGUCAUCGUGGAGUUUGCCGCCAAGGGGAACCUGCGUGAGUUCCUGCGCGCCCGGCGCCCACCCACACCUGACUACGCCUUCGACGCCGCCCGCCCGCCUGACGAGCAGCUCUCCUUCAAGGACCUCGUGUCCUGCGUCUACCAGGUGGCCCGCGGCAUGGAGUACCUGGAGUCCAAGCGGUGCAUCCACCGAGACCUGGCCGCCCGCAACGUGCUGGUGACAGAGGAGAACGUGAUGAAGAUUGCUGACUUCGGGCUGGCCCGCGACGUCCACGACAUCGACUACUACAAGAAGACAAGCAACGGCCGCCUGCCGGUGAAGUGGAUGGCACCAGAGGCCCUGUUUGACCGUGUGUACACGCACCAGAGCGACGUGUGGUCAUUUGGCAUCCUGAUGUGGGAGAUCUUCACGCUGGGCGGGUCACCCUACCCUGGCAUCCCCGUGGAGGAGCUCUUCAAGCUCCUGCGCGAAGGGCACCGCAUGGACAAGCCGGCCAACUGCACGCACGAGCUGUACAUGCUGAUGCGGGAGUGCUGGCACGCCGUGCCCUCGCAGCGCCCUACCUUCAAGCAGCUGGUGGAGGCGCUGGACAAGAUCUUGGCCGCUGUCUCCGAGGAGUACCUGGACCUGUCCAUGCCCUUCGAGCAGUACUCGCCCUCCUGUGAGGACACCACCAGCACCUGCUCCUCCUCCGACUCCGUCUUCACCCACGAUCCCCUGCCCCUGGCGCCCUGCCUCUUCACCUACCCGGGUGGCCGGACAUGAGGCCCUGCAAGCACCUGGCAGAGCUGCUGAUGGCACCAGGGCCCGGUGGUUGGUGCCACCCAGCGCUGGGGCCCAGCGCGCUCCCAGGAGGACUGCAAGCAGCUGCCCCAGGGACAGGACUUCUCCGCUGCUGCCCUGUGAUGCCCCUGCUUCCUGCCCGGGCUGCCCCCCUGGGUACAGCAGAGGGAGCGGGUCCACGUGGGGCAGCGCCAGGCACCGGGGAGCUGCGUGCGGGCCCUGCGGGCUGCCUGCCCCCUCCACGGACUUUACAGAGCCUCUCCUCUCACUGGUGGGCCCAGGCCCCCUCUUCAUGUCCCAGAGGAUUUUUAUAUCUGUGUGCGUCCGGCAGCCUCGAUAAAUUAUUUUUUGGAGUAA
Messenger RNA from Gavialis gangeticus (Gharial), 2541 nucleotides. It is a transcript of the gene FGFR4, whose product is annotated as fibroblast growth factor receptor 4. Gene Ontology annotation, cellular component: membrane; signaling receptor complex. NCBI's taxonomy places the organism in Eukaryota, Metazoa, Chordata, Crocodylia, Gavialidae. Gene Ontology annotation, biological process: regulation of bile acid biosynthetic process; multicellular organism development; protein phosphorylation. The transcript has 15 exons. Bases 1 to 2166 code for a protein of 721 amino acids. Gene Ontology annotation, molecular function: ATP binding; fibroblast growth factor receptor activity; fibroblast growth factor binding. The record is from RefSeq and is a predicted model, not a curated record.